AUUCUUACCUUUGAUUGCUGGUUCAUCUCCAUCUGGCUUCAUUUUCGAGUCUGCCUGGGCAAAUUUUGUCAUGAAUCUUCUUACCUUUGUUUUGGGUAGCCAUGUGGUUGGGUCGUGGUGGUAUCUCUUCGGCCUACAGAGGGUGAACCAAUGCUUUCGAGACGCGUGUAAUGAUAGCUCUAUCAAAAAGUGUAUGGAUUUUCUCGAUUGUGGGCACGGGGACAGUCAAGAGAGGUUCGGACGGGACUUGACAUGGGAAUUGUGGAAAAACAAUCCAAAUGCGACGGCUUGUUUUAGUCGAGACGGUUUCGAUUAUGGAAUAUAUCAAAGUGCAGUCAAUCUUACCACACACAGAAGUAUAGUUACACGAUACAUCUACUCGUUUACCUUAGCUGGAAAUCAAGUUCCGAGCUAUUUUGUGGGGGAAGUUCUUUUUACCAUGGUCAUCAUAGGCACGGGUCUCUUGCUUUUUGCUCUGUUGAUUGGGAAUAUGCAAAAUUUUCUCCAAGCUCUUGGGCGCAGGAAGUUUGAAAUGUCUAUGAGACGACGUGAUGUCGAGCAGUGGAUGAGCCAUCGUCGAUUGCCUGAAGCUCUUAGAAAGCAAGUUCGAGACUCGGAACGCUUUAAUUGGGCAGCCACUAGAGGAGUAAACGAAGAUAUGCUAAUGGAAAAUUUACCAGAAGACCUUCAAAGAGAAAUACGACGCCAUCUUUUUAAAUUCCUCAAGAAAGUCCGUAUUUUCCAACUCCUGGAUGAACCUAUUAUCGAUGCUAUGUGUGAGAGGCUACGAACGAAAACAUAUAUCAAAGGCAGUAAAAUCUUAUGUCGAGGUGGUCUAGUGGAUAAAAUGGUGUUUAUAAUCCGAGGAAAAAUGGAGAGCAUAGGCGAAGAUUUGAUCGUGGUCCCUUUAUCCGAAGGGGAUGUUUGUGGUGAAGAACUUCUGACUUGGUGCCUUGAACAUUCUUCUGUAAAUAAAGCACGGAAACUGCGGACUGGUUCAGAACCG
This is a messenger RNA of Striga asiatica, 1006 nucleotides long. NCBI's taxonomy places the organism in Eukaryota, Viridiplantae, Streptophyta, Magnoliopsida, Lamiales, Orobanchaceae. The record is from the annotation of a GenBank genome assembly.